UCUUAAUGUUGGAUAAUCAUAAUACCGAUUCCAAUGAGUCUUCGAGUAGAGUCACAGUUGUGACCAAUACCGGUUUAGUAGAUGUGGUACUAAUAAAUGACAUUAACCUAAAAUAUCUCAUUCAGUAAAAAGUCAAAAUAUCAUUCUUGAGGAAACUGAAGAUUUUAUUUCCAGAAUUUCGUACUGAGUCCUUUAAUCCUCUUCUUUAAAAGGAUCUUUCGUCAAUUAUCCUCUCUCUCUAGUCUCUACCCCUUGACGGUUCUCUCUCUGUUUCGUGUGAGGUUGAGUUGAUCACUACAUACAUCUUUAGCAAUGGUCGGAAACUCUGACGGAUUCGAGGCUGCUUCAACGCCAUUGGAGGGCAAAGCCGAGCAGAACGGGAAAGGGGAUCAAGUCUCGAUCAAGUUUGGUUCACACGGUGAGCCAAGCAAAGUUGAAGGAAAGACUAACAAGAACGUAUCAAAAUCUGAUGUUCCCAAAAAUGUCUCUGAAGACUGGCCUGCAGAGAAGAAGCAGCUGCGACAUACUUUCUACUUUGUCAAACAACGCUCUUACGAGGACCCCAAAAUCAAAGCUAAGCUUGAUCAGCUUGACCAAGAACAUCAGAAGUUGAACCUUGCUCGAGCUGGAGUUUUCGAGAAGUUAAAAGCUAAAAGGGCUGAGAAAUCUGAGUUAUUCGAUCUUCUGGAGCCGUUGAAAUCUGAGCGUCAAGGGUUCAAUAACAUGUUCGAUGAGAAGAGGAAAGAAAUGGAGCCAUUGCAGCAGGCACUUGGAAAGCUUAGGGGCAGUGGUAUCUGUUCGUCUGAGCAAGAGCUGAAUGAUAUGAUACGCGGCUUGGAAUAUCGUAUUCAGCACGAAAGCAAUACGCUAAACGAAGAGAAGCAGCUUCUCAAAGAGAUCAAGCAGUUUGAGGGGACAAGGAGUAAGGUCAUUGCUAAUGAGGCAAUGAGAGCCAGAAUCAAGGAGUCAUUGGGCCAUAAAGAAGACAUCCAAGAUCAAGUUAAGUCAAUGGGUUCUGGUCUGGAUGGAGUUAAAAAGGAGCGGCAAGCGAUUUCAUCGAGGAUCAAUGAGCUGAGCGAAAAGAUAAAAGCUUCAAAAGACAAGAUUCAAGCGCUUACGGAUGAGCUGAAGAUUGUGACUGAGAAGAGGGACACAAAUUAUUCAAACAUUCAAGAGACCAGGAAGCUACGUGAUGCCAAGAAUGCAAACUUUUACCAAAGCCGUGGUGUGUUGAACAAAGCUAGAGACUUGGCUGCGCAAAAGAAAGUAAAAGAACUUGAAGCGCUCUCUCAUGCCGAGGGUGAGAAAUUCAUGUCUCUCUGGUGCAGUGACAAGAAGUUCAGAGAAGAUUAUGAAAAGAGACUCUUGCCAUCACUGGACGCUAGGCAGCUAAGCGGAGAUGGACGUAUGAGGAACCCUGAAGAGAAUCCUCUGCUUCCUCCAGAGCCAUCGGCAAAGCCAAUGCCUUCUGAAACAGAGGUUGUGUCUAAAGCUAGAACAAAACAGCCUGAGGAGGAUCCAGAGCGUGAGAGGAAAGCAAAGAAGAAAGCUGGAGACGACGCUGUAGAGUCUGAGGAAGUUCCAGAAGCUUCUGAGCAAGACAAAGACGAGGUUGAUGAUCAAGAAAUGAAGAGACCCGUGGAAGAAAAAGUCUCAAAGGGGAAGAAACAGAUAAGGAAUAGGAAUCACAGAAGGGGACUUGAAACUCCUCUCCCAAGACCGAGCCUGAAGCGUAAGAAGUCGAGUAAUUACUUGGUUUGGGCAAUUCCUGCUGCUCUUGUGGCUCUGGUGCUUCUCGUGUUUGGUCUCUACUACUACGCUCUCUAGAUCAUAAUCCAGAAAAUGAGAAUCAACAGGUAGUUAGAAGAGAAAACCUUGUGAUCUUAGGUAGCUUGGAAUCUUUAAAGUUGUUACUUUUUUUCUGGUUUUGUUUUGAGGAUAAGCUCUAAAAGUCUCAAGUUAAGACUAUUCUCAGGGAUACUUCGUUUUUGUAUUCUAAAGUUUUCAACUAUAGUGAAUAGAAAGCAUAGAAACAGAUUUUUGUGGAUUUU
Thlaspi arvense is the source of this 2051-nucleotide messenger RNA. Lineage: Eukaryota; Viridiplantae; Streptophyta; Magnoliopsida; Brassicales; Brassicaceae. The record is from the annotation of a GenBank genome assembly.